AUGUCCGCCUCAUCGACAGGCGAAUCCCUUCAUUCAAUCUCUCUCAACUCAGCGCGACCAUUCACGGUUCCUGCACGCGACAGCUUUUCUCUCGAACUUCCGAUAUCUUCACUUACAGCAAUGUCGGCCGACGCCUCGCUCAAGUCCCCUGUCGGCUACAAAAACCAGCGCACGCCCAGUUUCAGUAGGGAGGGCAUACUAAGUGCAUCUCAAAAAUCUCGACAUCUUUCGCAGUCAUCUGACAACAGACCUGACAACAUGUCCAAUGGCGCGCAAAAGGUCUCAAGCGAUGAAGGCUCGAACCCACUCAAAAGGAGGAAUACCGAAACGGGCGUCGAUUACCCCCGCCGUAGGGCCACUAUUGCUUGCGAGGUUUGCCGCUCAAGGAAAUCCCGUUGCGAUGGCACGAAACCAAAGUGCAAGCUCUGUACAGAGCUUGGUGCUGAAUGCAUUUAUCGGGAGCCAGGCAUUAAGCUUGACGCUGGUGACAAGCUGAUCUUGGAGCGUCUCAACCGCAUUGAAAAUCUCCUUCAGAUGAAUAUGGUGAACACAACAGCAAAUGGACUAAACCUAACUGACAACUCGCCUGGUAUGAGCAAUGGCACGGGGCUUGAUGGAGACAACAUGAUGCUGUCGGCCAACGCUGCCUCUUUUGGCUCUAUCCCCAAUGGUGGAUUUGGGACUUGGUCCGCCCAACCGACCGGAACCAAUAUUUCUACGAUGCCUAAAGUCCACACUAAUGCCACUAUGCAUUUACUACAAUGGCCUUUGAUUCGAGAUUUAGUCUCGCGACCAUGCGAUCCCCAGAUUUUACUACAAUUGGAAAUGGCACGAGAACCACUCCACACUCUGACUAAAACCCCAUGUGUGGACUUGUCGAAUACUCAGGCUUACAUCGAGGCCUAUUUUGAGAGAGUUAAUAUUUGGUAUGCUUGCGUCAACCCGUAUACCUGGAGGAGUCAAUAUCGUACAGCCUUGUCCAACGGUUUCAGAGAGGGACCGGAGAGUUGUAUCGUGCUUCUUGUUCUUGCUCUGGGCCAGGCAAGCUUGCAUGGCAGCAUUUCGAGAAUCCUGCCACAGGAAGACCCCCCUGGGCUUCAAUACUUUACAGCAGCGUGGUCGCUGCUUCCAGGAUUGAUGACUGCCAACAGUGUGGUAGCGGCACAAUGUCAUCUCCUUGCUGCUGCUUAUCACUUUUACCUUGUCCGCCCUAUGGAGGCAUGGAACCUGCUUUGCACGACAAGCACGAAACUACAACUCCUUCUGAUGGCCCCAAGCCGUAUCCCUAGCCACCAGCGAGAGCUCGUGGAGCGAAUCUACUGGAAUGCGUUGCUUUUUGAGAGCGAUCUUCUUGCGGAACUCGACCUGCCUCAUUCAGGGGUAGUACAAUUUGAAGAGAACGUUGGCUUGCCUUGUGGAUUUGAGGGAGAUGAGUCAGAACAGGUCGGUCGAGACGAGCUUUGGUACUUCCUUGCAGAGAUUGCUCUACGUCGGCUGUUGAAUAGAGUGAGCCAGCUCAUCUAUUCUAAAGACUCGAUUGCAUCAACAACAAGUCUGGAUCCUGUGGUUGCGGAGCUUGAUUACCAACUGAGCCAAUGGUACGAGAGUCUACCACUGCCCCUGCAAUUCCCUUUCACACGAAAUGCGCUGCAAGAUCCGGUUCAAACCGUCCUUCGACUUCGAUUCUUUGCUUGUCGCACCAUUAUAUAUCGGCCAUACAUUCUAGCAGUGCUAGACAACGAGCAAGCAGUAUUAGAUCCUGCUGUGCGGGAGAACUGCCAUAAGUGCUUGGAGGCUUCUAUUCGACAACUCGAACAUAUUCACGAACAUCAUGCCGGCCAUAUGCCAUACAUCUGGCAAGGUGCUCUAUCGAUAGUCUCCCAAACUCUACUCAUCAUGGGUGCCAGCAUGUCGCCGUCGUUGCUUAGCAUUCUGCUAACCUUGGUGCCUCACCGUGAGGCGUUGGACCAAAUGAUUAAUGAUGUUGUGUUAGAAGUUGAACGAUAUGCAACUCUGGCCCCUAGCUUGAGUCUGUCCUCAGAAAUUCUCAAGGAGGCAGAGACCGCGGCGUUAUUCAAUAGUAGCGCCGCCCCUUACUCCCAUACGACCAAGAUACGCCUCAUGGGUGCAAUUGCUACCCCAAGAAACUAG
Molecule: messenger RNA, 2151 nt
Organism: Fusarium redolens
Lineage: Eukaryota; Fungi; Ascomycota; Sordariomycetes; Hypocreales; Nectriaceae
Exons: 4
Coding region: 1-2151 (716 amino acids)
Biological process (GO): regulation of DNA-templated transcription
Molecular function (GO): zinc ion binding; DNA-binding transcription factor activity, RNA polymerase II-specific
Source: RefSeq, a predicted model, not a curated record